AUGGUGUUUGGCAUCCGGAAGCGCAUCCAGGACCACCUGGUGGAGCGAAGAAUCCGCAGAAGCCGGCUGGUGACCAAAGAUGGCCACUGCAACAUUGAAUUCGGCAACGUGAAGUACGGCAACCACUUUGCCUUCCUCGUGGACUUCUGGACGACCUUCGUAGAGUUCCGCUGGCGCUUUGUCCUCUUCUUCUUCAUCGCCUCAUUCACCCUGAGCUGGUUCAUCUUCAGCCUGCUGUGGUUCUGGGUCGCCCGGAACAACGGGGACCUAACAUGGCAGAACCCCCCAAGCAACCACAUCCCCUGUAUGUGGAAUGUCUACGGUCUGACUACGGCCUUCCUCUUCUCCCUGGAGACCCAGACCACCAUCGGGUAUGGUGUACGCGCUGUCACCCCCCAAUGUCCUGGUGCUGUAGCCCUCAUCAUUAUCCAGACUCUCAUAGGGGCCCUCAUACAUUGCUUCAUGUGUGGAAUCAUCGUGUCCAAGAUAUCCCUUCCCAAGAAAAGGGCCAAGACCAUCUCAUUUAGUGAGGUGGCUGUCAUCUGUCCUAAGAAGGACUUCCUUUGCCUUAUGAUAAGAGUGGCCAACUUACGCAAGACCCUGAUGAUCGGGAGCCAGAUCUACGGCAAGCUGUUGAGGACAACAGUCAAACCCGAUGGGGAGACAAUCAUCAUGGACCAGGUGAACAUUGAGUUCAUGAUGGACGCUGGGAAGGACAACCUCUUCUUUGUGUGCCCUCUCACACUCUACCAUGUGAUUGAUAAGGCUAGCCCUUUUUUUGAGAUGGCAGUGGACACUCUCCGUAAGCAGGAGUUUGAGCUGGUGGUCUUUCUGGAGGGUACAGCCGAGACCACUAGCUCAGCCUGCCAGGUCAGGACUUCCUUCAUUCCUCAGGAGAUCAUGUGGGGUUACAACUUCCUACCCAUCAUCUCCCGCAGCAAAGAGGGCAAGUACAGAGUGGACUUCUCCAACUUCUCCAAGGUAGCGUCCGUUGCCACUGCACACUGUGCCUACUGCUUCCACAACAUAAUGGGACAUCACCUCCCCUCCAUUAAUGUUAUUGACAAUGUUGGAUUUGAAGUUAUUGAUAUCCUAGAAUAA
Messenger RNA from Oncorhynchus gorbuscha (pink salmon), 1101 nucleotides. It is a transcript of the gene kcnj1a.1, whose product is annotated as potassium inwardly rectifying channel subfamily J member 1a, tandem duplicate 1. Gene Ontology annotation, cellular component: plasma membrane. Lineage: Eukaryota; Metazoa; Chordata; Actinopteri; Salmoniformes; Salmonidae. The coding region runs from base 1 to 1101 and encodes 366 amino acids. Gene Ontology annotation, molecular function: ATP-activated inward rectifier potassium channel activity. The transcript has a single exon. Gene Ontology annotation, biological process: potassium ion import across plasma membrane; regulation of monoatomic ion transmembrane transport. The record is from RefSeq and is a predicted model, not a curated record.